This is a messenger RNA of Gaeumannomyces tritici R3-111a-1, 501 nucleotides long. RefSeq lists its product as hypothetical. NCBI's taxonomy places the organism in Eukaryota, Fungi, Ascomycota, Sordariomycetes, Magnaporthales, Magnaporthaceae. The record is from RefSeq and is a predicted model, not a curated record. The coding region runs from base 1 to 501 and encodes 166 amino acids. The transcript is spliced from 3 exons.
AUGCCCCGAGCCUUGUCUACCAAAUGUCAUCAUGAAAAUGACAGGCCGCUGAGGUCGAGAGGCAUUCCUCGUACCGACCGGGCAAGAUCUAAGCCCAAGGCUGUUGAAGAGGUGCGCGAGCGAUAUAGCGUCCACCUUUCCUCCAUGGAUGCCACAGCCGACGGCAAGUUCGCCCGGCGUUACCAUACCGCCCCUGAAGACAAGCAUCUCGGCAUCUUGUUACGCGGAUGGAUCCCCUCCCGCAUCCGCAUGGUGUGGGACGCGGGGGGUCGCGCGGUCAGUGUCGCGCUUCUGAGCCGCGUCCUCUCAUCCUUCUCGCCGCAGCGCAGGCCCUCGCCCCCCCCCUUCGAGCCAGCGAUCUCCGUCAAGUGCCGGGCUUCUCCCGAAGACGGCGCAACCAAGCGGGCGAUGCCAAUCUCGACCUUGUGCGUUCCAUAUGGCCCCGGCGCAGCAAGGGUGUUGCUCAGGGUGUUGCUCAUUACGCUGGAGAAACUCGAGUAG